CAUACUGUCAUACCCCAGCUGCUUCAAUCAUGUUCAGAGUAAAACUCCUUUUUGUCACCUUGGUUAUAUUUCCCAGUGCAGAGGCUUGGAUUAAAGCUGGUUACUGGGAUUCUGUUAGUGAAUUUCCAGUUCCAGACAUCAAUUCGGCUCUGUUUACACAUCUCAUUUGCGCCUUCGCACACAUAAAUUCGUCGAGUUAUGAACUCUCUAUAUCCUCAUCUGAUAAAGUACACAUGUCGACCUUCACAGAAAUAGUCAGGCGAAAAAAUCCAUCAAUUAUAACCCUAUUGUCCACACGGGGAGGAGAGGCAAAUUCUUCAAAAAUUUUCGAAAUGGUCAGUACAUCUUCCCGCAGAAGGUCCUUCAUCAAAUCUUCCAUCAAGGUCGCCAGACAGUUUGGAUUUCUAGGUCUUGAUCUCGUCGGCGUUGGUCCAAAUAUGCCUAUCAACUUGACCAAUGUGGGAGCUUUUCUAGAUGAGUGGCGAGAAGCAGUAAAUUCUGAACCAAAAAAUUCGAACACCCCACCACUGAUCUUGACCAUGGGAGCACGAUAUUCACCAACUCAAAACUUCAUGACUUACCCAAUAGAUGCAAUCAAGAGAAAUGUCAAUUGGGUGCACCUCAUAUCUUACGACUAUUAUCUGCCAUCAAAGGAUAAUUUCACAGGAGCGCAUGCUGCAUUAUAUGAUCCAUCAAGCAAUCUAAACACAGACUAUGGAAUAAAGGAAUGGAUUAAAAGAGGAUUACCGGCCAACAAACUGGUCCUGGGAUUGCCAUACCAUGGUUAUGCCUGGACACUCAUAAAUCCUAAUGACAACACAAUAGGCGCUGCGGCCAAUGGCCUGGCCAUAACUGCAGAUGGAUCAAUAAGCUAUAAACUCAUCAUGUGGUUCUGUAAAAUCAAUGGUGUCAGACCACUGUUCAACUCCACAUACGUGACGAACUACAUGAAAAUUGGAUCAUCCUGGAUUGGUUUUGACGAUAUAGAGGCUGUCAAGAUUAAAGUUUCUUAUGCCAAGAAGAAUGGGCUUCUUGGUUACUGCGUGUUUCAAGUUCCCAACGAUGACGAAAAUUGGGUUCUUUCUAGAGCAGCUGGAGGAGAAGAGGAAGAUCAAAAAAGUAAAAAAUCAUUGCUGGUUAUUGUAUUGCCAACAGUGUUCGUAGCUAUUCUCCUAUCUGGAACAGCAAUAUGUUGCUUGAAGAGGAAAAUAAUCAUGCCAAGAGUCAGAAGAGAAACCACUUCAGGGAAAAGAGUUGUGUAUCCUAAUCUCCAAGAUCUCACUUUCAAUGAGGUAAAAGCAGCCACAGAUAACUUCGCAUGUGAAAGCAAGCUAGGUGAAGGUGGAUUUGGACCUGUAUAUAAGGGUAAGUUGGGAGAUGGACAAGAGGUAGCAGUAAAAAGACUUUCGCGAAGCUCAAAACAAGGGGCAGAGGAAUUCAAAAAUGAGGUUGCACUUGCAGCAAGAUUACAACACGUCAACUUAGCGAAACUUCUGGGAUUUUGCAUUGAAGGGGAAGAAAAGAUGCUGAUAUAUGAGUACAUGCCAAAUAAGAGCUUGGACACAUAUCUAUUCGAUCCAGUAAAGAGGUGGUUGUUAGAUUGGGAGAAACGGGUUCAAAUUAUUGAAGGAGUCAGUCAAGGGCUUCUAUAUCUCCAGGAAUACUCAAUAUACACAGUGAUUCACAGAGAUCUGAAGGCUAGCAAUAUUUUACUGGACAUUUACAUGAAGCCUAAAAUAUCAGAUUUCGGAAUUGCAAGAAUUUUCCAGAGAGAUGAAAUUGAAGCAAAUACACAGAAGAUUGUCGGAACUUAGUAAGCCAAGCAAUUCUAAAGCUCCCGUAAAAAUAUGAUGUUACUUAUAUAUGAUGUUACUUUUACGUACUCAAUUUUUUUUUCUUGCAACUCAGUGGUUAUGUUCCUCCAGAAUAUGUCAAACGAGGUAUGUACUCCAAAAAGUAUGAUGUUUUCAGUUUUGGCGUACUACUGCUACAAAUCAUAAGUGGCAAGAAGACAUCAAAUCUGUAUGGUGUGGAUAAAAA
Messenger RNA from Olea europaea var. sylvestris, 2040 nucleotides. RefSeq names its product chitotriosidase-1-like. NCBI's taxonomy places the organism in Eukaryota, Viridiplantae, Streptophyta, Magnoliopsida, Lamiales, Oleaceae. The record is from RefSeq and is a predicted model, not a curated record. The transcript is spliced from 5 exons. Gene Ontology annotation, molecular function: protein kinase activity; chitin binding; ATP binding. Gene Ontology annotation, biological process: protein phosphorylation; carbohydrate metabolic process. Bases 30 to 1814 code for a protein of 594 amino acids.